GGACCCGCCCAGGAAGUAGACAGGUUUUGACGAGAAUGGCUCGGUGUAGAAGUUGUGAAAGAGAGAAAGAAUGCACGUUGUUGUUCGGAAAUGCAGUGCUACCAGUGCGUCGGUUUAACACAAGUUAACUGCCAGAUAUUCCAAGCAAAAAUGAAAUCCUAAACACCUGGGGAAACCUGUUAGAAUGACAAUUACAGAACGAGCCGGGUGAUAUAUUUCACCCAGCAUUGCAAUGUCAACGCGGAGCAACCAACCUGCAGAACGCCUGACAGUGCCACCUUAAAUUCCCGCUUUAUUGUCGAUCCAACAUUUGACUAAUCAUUAUUUCGCUAUGCUAUGUUUUGCUCCUCUUUCAUCUUCUGUCUGACGGACCUGGUCCUACAAACAUGACGCCUGACCUCCUUAACUUUAAGAAGGGAUGGAUGUCGAAGCUGGAUGAGGAUGGAGAGUGGAGGAAGCACUGGUUUGUGCUAACAGACACCAGCCUGAGGUACUACAGAGAUUCAGAGGCAGAGGAGAAAGAUGAUCUGGAUGGAGAGAUCAGCCUGCUGUACUGUGUGAAGGUUUCUGAGUGUGAUGUGGAUAAGAACUAUGGUUUUCAGAUAGAGACACAAGAGGCAGUGUUCACUCUGUCAGCGGUGACCUCAGGAAUCAGGAAGAACUGGGUUGAAGUCAUUACGAAGACUGUACUGCCAUGCAGCUCCCCUGACAUCACACAGCGAUCCCGGGGUGGCCCGGGUCAAGGCGACCCCCUGCACGCCCCGCCGCCCAACGCCGUCCGCGCGAGGGCGACUUGGGGAAGGGCCCGUGACAGCGCGACAGCAGAGCGGCCUGGAGGGAGCAGCAGCCGCGGCCAGGAGGGGAAACUCGAGAAGGGCAGGCCGCCCAGCAGCCCUGGGAGCGCCGUGGGCUGGUUAGAGGAGGACGUCGAGAAGAGGUGGGCGGAGUUUGAGAGGCGGCCCCUGAGGGAGGCGGAGUCACCACCACUGAUGGUAACCCUUGGAGACCAUCCAGAUGAUGAGGCGCUGCAGAGAGAGGUGGAGACUCUAAGGCAGCAGCUGGCAGGUCUGCAGAGUGAUGGAGACGUGGUGGAGUGUGGACAGUGUGGCCCGGGGGCCGACUGGGGCCGGAGCCUGGAGGUGAUGGAGAGGGCCCACAGACAGGCGCUGGAGGAGCUGCAGCAGCGGCACGACCAGGAGCUGAGGGAGCUGCAGAGAGAGAAGGAGAGGCUGCUCCGCGAGGAGACUCAGGCGACUGCCCAAGCGAUGGAGGCAUUGAAGAAGGCGCACAGGGAGGAGCUGGAGCGGGAGAUAGAGAUAGAGCAGCUGGGGCGAUGCGGGCCACAGACUCACAAGAGCACAGUGGUCUCACAAGCAGCCUACACACUAGUCUGUUUGUGUGUGUGCGUGCAUAUGCGUGUUUGUAUGAGAGUUUGUGUGCACACGCGUGCGUAUCCGCUCUGUACGGAGUGUGUUUCUCUGUGCCGUCCCCUCAGGUCAGAGACCCUGGGCCUGCAGAGGGAGCUGGACGACCUGUCCGAGAGGUACUCCCAGAAGUGCCUGGAGCUCAACAGGGCUGAGCAGAGCAACGCAGAGCGGGAGAGGGAGAUCAGCCGCCGGGAGAGAGAGAUGGCCCAGCUGCGGAGGGAGAACCAGGAGCUGGAGUCUCGUCUGAAGGAUGAGAUUAGUCACGUGAGCCCUUUCAUCACCGGUCAGGGGUCAGGGGUCAGUGUCUCCCUCAGCAGCCAUGAACUCAGUUCCUGUGACCUGGAGAUGCUACUGCGAGUUAAAGAGAACGAGCUGCAGUACCUACACAGGGAGGUUAGCUGCCUGAGGGAUGAACUACAUUCUCUCAUUAAGGAGAAGCGGUCGGCGUGCGACCGAUACAAGGAGGUGUACACGGAGCUGGGCCGGAUGAAGAGCCGCAGCGAGCAGGAGAUCGAGGCCCUGAAGGAGCACCUGAAACUGGCCAUGGCCGCUCUGCAGGAGGGGCAGCAGCUGGAGAACAAUCUGGAACACUGAGACGGGUGGGGGUGGGGGUGGGGGUGGGGGUGGGGGGGGGGGAGGGGGAGGGGGAGGGGGAGGGGGAGGAGGAGGGGAGGAGGGGAGGAGGAGGGGAGGGGAGGGGGUGCGUGCCGGGGAGUGACUGACAGAGAACAGAGGUUUUUUAAAAAAAAAAAUUAAGAUAAUAUAUUCAUCGUUUCUGUUUUGGUUCCAAUUUAAAGCCUGUUGUCGUAGUUAGCCUGGCAGAAAGACCACCUCACCAGAUUGGAGCAAGAUCCUCAAAGACGAGAAAACACCCUUAAAAAUAAAUGAGUAUUGAUUGUAUCAGCAUAACAAGCACAGAUUCAGCCUUUCCAUGGCAUAUAACAGAGCAGCGCUAUGUUAGAAAUCUAGAUGUAAGAUUUUUUUAUGCUUCAGAGCCAUUGCAGUUUUUAUCGUUUUUAUCUAGCAGCAGUAACCCACUUCCAAAACAUUUUUGCACGGUACUGUCAGAAAUGUAUAAGUGUACUGUGUGCAUACACCGUAAGGGACAGCUAUUUAUACCAGGAAAUAGUUUCUGUUUCACUCAUUAUUUAAAUGCUGGGUGUUCUGCACUUCCUUUUGAAUGAAAGCAGCUCUAGUUCAUACUGGAACAAGGACUACUUCCUGCUUCAUAAUAAGUUCAUGGAGUUGAGGAUAGAGGCUCAACAGAGGCCUGAUAUUUUGGAUUUACUGUAAAAUGGAUUUAAUAAUAAAUAAAAAUGGUUGCUGUAUACAGUGAAAGGCAUUUACUUUACAGCUUGGAUCUCGUAUACAAAAAUUAUGUCAUAAUAGAAUAAACUGUAAGAGACCUACCAGUUCCAAAUUUAUGUAAACAAAUAAUUUCAUGGUACCAGAAAAGCUAUGAAUUCAUAAGUAAUUUCACUUUUAGCUAACCUGUUUGAUUUAUCAUUUCAUUAUUUAUUUUAUUAUUAAACUACUAUUAUGACUUUUUUACUCUC
This is a messenger RNA of Anguilla rostrata (American eel), 2983 nucleotides long. Its product is annotated as TRIO and F-actin-binding protein-like. The transcript is spliced from 13 exons. The record is from RefSeq and is a predicted model, not a curated record. Gene Ontology annotation, biological process: positive regulation of substrate adhesion-dependent cell spreading. Bases 387 to 2021 code for a protein of 544 amino acids. Gene Ontology annotation, cellular component: actin cytoskeleton. Gene Ontology annotation, molecular function: actin filament binding. Lineage: Eukaryota; Metazoa; Chordata; Actinopteri; Anguilliformes; Anguillidae.